AUGUCGGACAACUCGGGGCUUACGUCGCCUGGGGAGGCCACCUAUUCCUCCAAUACCUUGCAUGUUGGAGAUGGAACAUGGGACACCGACCGCGACACCUUUCUUCUCCCCAAUCUCAUGGGUGUGAACUUUGAGACGAUGAGGUACAAUGGAAUGGGAAACAGGUUCCGAGACAUGCCUCAUUACCACACCCUAAUUAUUGCUCAUGGUGUUAUCGCAGCGAUUGUAUUUCUCGGGCUGGUUCCCUUGUCGAUCCUGCUUGUGCGAUAUUACUCGCUCCGAAACCCAUACCAGGCCUUCAAAUAUCACGUUUGGUGCCAGGUUCUUACCCUUUUCUUGAGCACAGUUGUGUUUGUUCUCGGUUGGUUUGCUGUCGGACCGAGCCGAAGCCUUACGAAUCCGCACCAUGGUAUCGGUCUCGCCAUCUAUGUUAUAAUAAUUUUUCAGGUCAUAUGGGGCUGGCUUGUUCAUAAAAUCGAGCGGAAUAAGAAGAGAUUCCAUGUGCCUCUGAAACUAGUGAUUCAUCGCUGGCUGGGACGCGCUCUGGCAAUUUUGGGAAUUGUGCAAAUCCCCCUUGGACUCACUCUGUACGGGUCACCAAAGGUGCUGUUCAUCUUAUACGCGGUUGCUGGGUUUAUCCUUCUGGCAAUAUUCUUCGUGCUGUCGUAUCGAUAUGAUGAAGACGGUGGUCCGUCUGGGGACGGUGACUAUGACACCCGCUAUAGUUUUAUUUCCAGGCGGCCGGACGACGAUGAUCACAGGCGUAGCAGUCUUGGACGGAUGGCAGCAGCUGGAGCUGCCGGAGCUGGGUUGGCGACACUGUUCCGUCGACGCAGCCGCGAUCACGCCUCCGAGAGCUCCCAAACUUCCUAUAUGGAUGAAAAGUAUUCGGAUGAAGGGUCACGCCGCGGCGGCUUGGGAAGCAAAUUUCUUAAGCUAGGUGCACUCGGUGGAGGUGCUAUGCUUGCCAAACGCUUUUUUGACAGGAGGCGAGAACGAGAAAGCGACACCGAAUCCGGGAGAUAUCAGCCUGCCCACCGUAGAACCGACAGCAUGACAGAAGAAAGUUUGAGUCGCCUCGACGAUCGCCCACCACCGCAACCAACCUAUCCGGCUCCCGUCAAUCGUCCUCCGAACAGACCGCCGAGCAGAGAGCAGAGCAUCAGCUCCUCUUAUUACGACUACUCGUACUACUCACACGACGAAGAACGCCCAACCCAUACGGCUCGAAACGCCUUAUUCGGAGCAGGUGCACUUGCGGCUAUCAAGGGUUUCUUCUCCCGGCGCAAAGGAAAAGAUGAUGAGCAGCGUCAUGUGGAAGAGCUGCGGCGUCACGACCUCAAGCAUGAGAAGCUAGCCCGAGCAAACAGUAAACGGCGAUAUACUGGAGAUGGGUAUUACCCUCAACGCAAGCGUCCAGCUUCCCAAACAGCUACCGAUGUCUCGACCGAUCUCACACCCCGUCCUCCUCGCGCGCAGUACCCUCCAGAAUCGGCCCUUUCAGCAGCGCCUGUCGCACCCGGCGCGGUUGAUGAUGCACACUCUGAACUACCUCCAGCCCCACCAAUCCAUUACGAUCCAGCCUCAACCAUGACUCCCGCACCCGCAACGUCGCACCCGCCACCACCUCCAAUCGUCCCAGUUACUGCUGCCCAUGGUGGCUCCGCUGGCCCUUCGUCAGGUCACCUACCGACCCCCGGCGGCGCCGCAUGGCAACGAGAGGGCCACGUCGAGUCUCCGCCAGUAUCAAUCAAAGUAAAGAUGCACGACGACGGGCGAAACAUCACACUCCGGCGGUUAACAGAGGAGGAAGCAGCCGCCGGCCGAGAAGCCCGUCGCCGCGAGAGACGCAACUCGCGCCGCCGAAACGGAAGCGUGAGCUCACUCUCCGGCAAUGAAGGCACCGGCAGCCGUGAUCGUUGGCGCCGCGUUGAAGAGCUCGAACGCCAGCAGCAGGAGCAAAUUGAUCGCGAACGCGCAGCAGCAGCAGCAGCCGCCGCCGCGGCCACUACACAUGCUUCCCCUGCACCUAUAACGCAACCGCCGCUCGCUCCCGCCCCUGCUGCUUCAGGGUACAGCAUCCCUCCUCCCGCCUCGUCAUUCCUUCCUCCACAACAAAGCAUGAGCCAUAUCCCCCCUCGUGCGCCAUCAAGCAACCCCUACGGAAGCAUCACCUCGCCUGUGGGAACAUACACCGGGACUGACGCGAGCGAGUACGCCACUAAUCGGCGCCGGAGGCGAGCGGAAAGAGCCCGAGCAAGGCAGGAGCGGCAAGGGCAUAGUGUUGAAUUCACAUAA
This is a messenger RNA of Aspergillus mulundensis, 2298 nucleotides long. RefSeq lists its product as uncharacterized. Gene Ontology annotation, cellular component: MIS12/MIND type complex. Gene Ontology annotation, biological process: chromosome segregation. The record is from RefSeq and is a predicted model, not a curated record. The transcript is spliced from 3 exons. NCBI's taxonomy places the organism in Eukaryota, Fungi, Ascomycota, Eurotiomycetes, Eurotiales, Aspergillaceae. Bases 1 to 2298 code for a protein of 765 amino acids.